This is a messenger RNA of Symbiodinium sp. CCMP2592, 927 nucleotides long. NCBI's taxonomy places the organism in Eukaryota, Dinophyceae, Suessiales, Symbiodiniaceae. The record is from the annotation of a GenBank genome assembly.
AUGGAGGAUGCCUCGAGAAGAAACAGAAGUCAUUGGACCUGGUGGCCGCUGGUGGAAGUCGCUGGUUGGGUUUCAGCUGGGAUAUUAGUCCUUAUAGCAGUCGUUGUCGUGCUUGUGUUGAUUUUUCGCAGAAGGCAGCAGUCACAGGAAACCCGAGCGGCUCGUGCCUUAUUGGGUGUCUCUUCCAGGACGCGGGGAGAGCAGACACCCAGCACCUCAGUUCCGGGCAGCUGCAUAAGCAGCAUGUCGGGCAGUGAUGCUAUGACUUCUACGGAGAUGAACAGCCCUUGGAACAUGCCCUGUCUGGGCAAGAGUCCAAACGUUCCAUGCUGCAUCCGGUUCAUGCACCCUGUCUUUACACUGCUCUGCUGUGGGCUCUAUGUGCUUGCAGACAUCUCAGAGACAGCUGAAGUGAAUGUGGAGCUCCUGGUGGCCGGCGCUCCACACCAUGGCGACUGGCAGUGGUCGGGGACCAUGGCCACGCUGACGCUCCUCCGAGCCGCCAGGGAUGCCUGGCAGGCCGACGCCAGAGCCACAGCGGUGGUCCUCUUCCUCCUCAAUGGGCUUUGGCCAUUUAUCCAGACCGGCGUCCUUCUGAUCGUUUGGUUUCUUCCCGGGAGCUGCCUCACUCCAUCGAGCCGAGGCUCUUUUCUGCGACUCUUCGCGGCUUUAGGGAAGUGUGGUCUAUCUUUUCCAUGGCUCAUCUCCAUUUGGGCCGCGCUUUGCCAACUGCGUUGGCGAGGUCGCCAAGUGUCUGCUGACUUCAGUAUGUUCCUGGACACGGGGCUUUUCCUCUUUUUGGGAGCUGCCAUCUUGACCAAUGUACGCUGCCGAUCACUAUCACUACCUGUCGACGAGAUCAACGCUGUCGACGUCGCCAUGGGCACGAAGUGGGAGAUGCGUGGGAAGGCUAUGUUUGCGGUCUAG